AUGGUCGUCGAAGUCAUCUCCAGUUCGAUGCUGCUUGGCGUGAAGAGCGGCGUCAGUGUCCACUCGUCCAACCGCUUCGACAAGUUGGUCCACGCAUUGAGGGAGGCCCUUGGCCCGUCGUCGGGGUUGACUUCGGAUGAUGUCGACGUCGGCUUCCUCACACGCCUGAUGGUCGAGUACGACAGCGAACCGGCAGAGUGGGCUCAGUAUGCCUUUGGCGACGCCAGCCGUGGCUACACUCGUAACCUCGUCGACGAGGGCAACGGCAAGAGCAACUUGCUCGUCCUCGUAUGGUCACCCGGAAAGGGCAGCCCGAUUCACGACCACGGCAACGCCCACUGUUUGAUGAAGAUUCUCCAUGGCAGUCUGACUGAAACUCGCUACGCCUUCCCUGAGGAGGGUGGCGCAGCGGGACCCAUGACGGUCAUCUCGGAGAAGACAUACAAUGAGAACGGCGUGACUUACAUGGCGGACGAGCUCGGCCUUCACCGCGUCUCCAACCGAGGCAGCAACUUUGCCGUCUCCUUGCACCUCUACACUCCCCCCAACGUGGCCAAGGGAGGAUGCCACAUCUUCGACGAGAAGACGGGGAAGAGUAGCCACGUGCCUAGCUGCAACUACUAUUCAGCAUAUGGUCGUCUGCUGAAGCAGUAG
Drechmeria coniospora is the source of this 654-nucleotide messenger RNA. RefSeq names its product cysteine dioxygenase. NCBI's taxonomy places the organism in Eukaryota, Fungi, Ascomycota, Sordariomycetes, Hypocreales, Ophiocordycipitaceae. Gene Ontology annotation, molecular function: ferrous iron binding; cysteine dioxygenase activity. Gene Ontology annotation, biological process: L-cysteine catabolic process. The record is from RefSeq and is a predicted model, not a curated record. The transcript has 3 exons. Bases 1 to 654 code for a protein of 217 amino acids.